AUGCCUCCAAAAAAUAAGAACAAGAACCCAGUAAUCCACUUUGUUUCCGGUGGGGUUGCUGGUUUGCUGGAAGCCCUUUGUUGUCAUCCUUUGGACACCAUCAAGGUCCGUAUGCAAUUAUACAGAAGGGCUGCUGGCAGUGGAGUCAAGCCUCCUGGUUUCAUCACCACCGGGGCUGGAAUUUUCAGAAACGAAGGGUUCAUUGCCCUUUAUAAAGGUUUGGGUGCUGUUUGUAUCGGGAUUGUCCCGAAGAUGGCCAUCAGAUUCAGUUCGUUUGAAUAUUACAAGACUUUUUUCACCAAAUCUGAUGGCUCGAUUUCCACCGCGGCCACCUUUGUUUCUGGGUUGGCUGCCGGGGUCACCGAAGCCGUUGCUGUUGUUAACCCAAUGGAAGUUGUCAAGAUUAGAAUGCAAGCCCAAUCAAACUCUGCCACUGAUCCAACCGCCUUGCCAAAAUAUAGAAAUGCCAUCCAAGCUGCUUAUGUCAUUGGUAAAGAAGAAGGGUUCAAAGCGUUCUACAAAGGGGUUUCCUUGACCGCCUUGCGUCAAGCUACCAACCAAGGGGUCAACUUCACGGUGUAUUCCAAAUUGAGAGUCAAGUUACAAGAAUAUCACCAAUCUGACAACGUUCCAGGCUGGCAAACUUCGGGUAUUGGUUUGAUUUCCGGGGGGUUGGGUCCACUUUGUAAUGCCCCAAUCGAUGUCAUCAAGACCAGAUUACAAAAAGAAAUUGGCUUCGAUCCAAAAGAAAACUCUGUCAAGAGAAUCACCAGAAUCGGUACCAAGUUGAUCCAAGAAGAAGGUGUCAGAGCGUUCUACAAGGGUGUCACCCCAAGAAUUAUGAGAGUUGCUCCAGGUCAAGCCGUUACUUUCACCGUUUAUGAAUUUAUGCAAAAUGCUUUGGGUAAAGUUUCAUUCCUUAAUAGCAAGAAAUUGGAUUGA
This is a messenger RNA of Saccharomycopsis crataegensis, 942 nucleotides long. It is a transcript of the gene SFC1, whose product is annotated as Sfc1p. The record is from RefSeq and is a predicted model, not a curated record. Gene Ontology annotation, cellular component: mitochondrion. Gene Ontology annotation, biological process: succinate transport; fumarate transport; transmembrane transport. The transcript has a single exon. NCBI's taxonomy places the organism in Eukaryota, Fungi, Ascomycota, Saccharomycetes, Ascoideales, Saccharomycopsidaceae. Bases 1 to 942 code for a protein of 313 amino acids. Gene Ontology annotation, molecular function: succinate:fumarate antiporter activity.